CGGCCCCUCCCCCUCAUGUGACCGCGGCGCUGGGGCUCAGCAUGGCGGAGGCGGCGGCGGCGGCGGCUCCUGCUGCGCCCGGGAUCCGGAGCCCCCAGCGCUGAGCCGAGCCCGGCCGGGCCUCCCCGUCCCCGACAUGGCCGAGCCGGCAGGCGGGGGAGCCUGCUCCCUGCCCCGGGAGAUCCGCGAGCAGCUGGCCGAGCUGGAGCUGGAGCUCUCCGAAGGGGACAUCACACAGAAGGGGUAUGAGAAGAAAAGGGCAAAGCUGCUGGCUCCAUACAUCCCACAGACACAUGGGGUUGACCCAGCAUUACAAAAGGAACCCAGAAAUCAGACACCUGCUCCAGCAGCAACUUCAGCACCAUCCUCAUCCAAGUAUCACCGAGCUCGAUCUGGAGGAGCCAGAGAUGAACGCUAUCGGUCUGAUAUUCACACAGAGGCAGUUCAAGCAGCACUGGCAAAGCAUAAAGAACAGAAGAUGGCCCUGCCCAUGCCAACUAAAAGACGGUCCACAUUUGUACAAUCGCCAGCUGAUGCCUGCACGCCCCCAGACACGUCUUCUGCGUCCGAGGAUGAGGGGUCGCUAAGGCGCCAGGCUGCUCUUUCUGCUGCAUUGCAUCAGAGCUUACAGAAUGCUGAGUCCUGGAUCAACCGAUCUAUUCAGGGCUCAUCCACAUCUUCAUCAGCAUCUUCUACACUAUCCCAUGGAGAAGGCAAAGGGACCAGUGGGACACUAGCUGAUGUAUUUGCCAAUACUCGAAUAGAGAAUUUCUCCGUUCCCCCUGAUGUCACUGCAACUACCUCCUCAUCCUCUUCCUCAGCACGCCCAGCAACUAUUGACCUUCCUCCAUCAGAAAUCGUGAAAGGCACACACAAGGGAUCCAAUCGAUCAAGUCUCAUGGACACUGCUGAUGGUGUCCCUGUAAGUAGCAGAGUCUCCACAAAAAUUCAACAGCUGCUCAACACCCUGAAACGACCAAAAAGGCCACCCCUGAAGGAAUUUUUUGUGGAUGAUUUUGAAGAAAUUGUGGAAGUCCCGCAGCCUGACCCAAACCAGCCCAAACCAGAGGGGCGCCACAUGACACCUGUGAAGGGAGAGCCGCUGGGAGUCAUUUGUAAUUGGCCUCCUGCCUUAGAAGCAGCACUGCAGCGCUGGGGGACCACACAGGCCAAAUGCCCCUGUCUGACCGCACUGGAUGUUACAGGAAAACCAGUCUAUACCCUGACCUAUGGUAAAUUGUGGAGCAGAAGCCUUAAGCUGGCCUACACGCUGCUUAAUAAACUGGGGACUAAAAAUGAACCCGUGUUAAAGCCUGGAGACAGGGUAGCCCUUGUUUACCCCAACAAUGACCCGGUCAUGUUCAUGGUGGCGUUUUAUGGCUGUCUGCUAGCAGAAGUGAUCCCAGUGCCUAUAGAGGUACCUCUUACCAGAAAGGAUGCUGGGGGUCAGCAGAUUGGCUUCCUCUUGGGGAGCUGUGGCAUCACUUUGGCUCUCACCACUGAGGUUUGUCUAAAGGGGCUGCCAAAAACCCAGAAUGGGGAGAUUGUGCAGUUUAAAGGUUGGCCCAGACUCAAAUGGGUUGUGACAGACUCAAAGUAUCUCUCCAAGUCACCAAAGGACUGGCAGCCCAACAUCUCAACUGCAGGAACUGAGCCAGCAUAUAUUGAGUACAAGACUAGUAAGGAAGGCAGCGUGAUGGGGGUGACAGUGUCUCGUAUUGCCAUGCUGUCUCAUUGUCAGGCUCUGUCUCAGGCUUGCAACUACUCUGAAGGUGAAACCAUAGUGAAUGUUCUGGAUUUCAAGAAGGAUGCAGGGCUCUGGCAUGGCAUGUUAACGAAUGUAAUGAACAAGCUGCACACCCUCAGCGUGCCCUACUCCGUGAUGAAAACCUGCCCACUCUCCUGGGUGCAGAGAAUUCAUACCCACAAAGCGAAGGUGGCUUUAGUGAAGUGUCGAGACCUGCACUGGGCCAUGAUGGCUCAUCGCGACCAAAGAGAUGUCAGCCUGAGUUCUCUGCGGAUGCUGAUUGUAACUGAUGGUGCUAAUCCCUGGUCUGUUUCCUCAUGCGAUGCUUUCCUGAGCUUGUUUCAGAGCCAUGGGCUUAAACCUGAGGCAAUUUGUCCAUGUGCCACAUCUCCAGAAGCAAUGACUGUAGCAAUACGGAGGCCUGGUGUCCCUGGGGCACCCUUGCCCGGAAGAGCCAUCUUGUCCAUGAAUGGGCUAAGUUACGGUGUCAUUCGUGUGAACACUGAAGACAAAAACUCUGCUCUCACGGUACAGGAUGUUGGCCAUGUGAUGCCGGGAGGAAUGAUGUGCAUCGUGAAACCCGAUGGAUCUCCUCAGCUCUGUAAAACAGAUGAGAUCGGUGAAAUCUGUGUUAGCUCCAAAACAGGAGGGAUGAUGUAUUAUGGGCUGGCUGGGGUGACAAAGAAUACAUUUGAGGUUAUUCCUGUCAACUCGGCUGGUUCUCCAGUGGGCGACCUGCCAUUCGUCCGCUCAGGCUUGCUGGGGUUUGUUGGACCUGGUAGCUUGGUGUUUGUGGUUGGAAAAAUGGAUGGCUUGCUGACAGUUAGUGGGCGCAGACACAAUGCUGAUGACAUCGUUGCAACCGGAUUAGCAGUUGAAUCAAUAAAGACAGUCUACAGAGGAAGGAUUGCUGUGUUUUCAGUCUCUGUAUUUUACGAUGAGAGGAUCGUGGUGGUGGCAGAGCAGCGGCCAGAUGCUUCUGAAGAGGACAGUUUUCAGUGGAUGAGCCGAGUGCUGCAGGCAAUUGACAGCAUUCACCAAGUGGGCGUGUAUUGUCUUGCUCUGGUACCAGCCAACACUUUGCCAAAAACUCCUCUCGGAGGGAUCCAUAUCUCUCAAACCAAACAGCACUUUUUGGAGGGCUCGCUGCACCCGUGUAACAUCCUCAUGUGCCCGCACACAUGUGUGACCAACUUGCCAAAACCCAGGCAGAAACAACCAGGUGUUGGUCCUGCCUCUGUGAUGGUGGGGAACCUGGUUGCUGGGAAGCGCAUUGCUCAGGCUGCUGGGAGAGACCUUGGACAAAUAGAAGACAACGAUUUGGUUAGAAAGCACCAGUUCCUGACAGAGGUGUUACAAUGGAGAGCUCAAGCAACCCCUGAUCACAUGCUCUUCCUUCUGCUAAAUGCCAAGGGAACGCCUGUGUGCACAGCCACAUGCCUCCAGCUGCACAAGAGAGCAGAGAGAAUCGCAUCAGUUCUGUAUGACAAGGGACAUCUGAAUGCAGGAGACAAUGUGGUGCUACUCUAUCCUCCUGGCAUUGAACUAAUCGCUGCGUUCUAUGGCUGUUUGUAUGCUGGCUGCAUUCCUGUGACUGUUCGACCGCCUCAUGCUCAGAACCUCACUGCGACUCUGCCCACUGUGCGAAUGAUCGUAGAUGUCAGCAAAGCUGCCUGCAUUCUCACAACUCAGACCUUAAUGAGACUACUGAAAUCCAGAGAGGCAGCUGCUGCUGUGGAUGUGAAAACCUGGCCAACCAUCAUUGACACAGAUGACUUGCCCAGGAAGCGGCUACCUCAGCUCUAUAAACCACCCACACCAGAGAUGUUGGCAUACCUAGAUUUUAGUGUGUCCACAACAGGCAUGCUUACGGGAGUGAAGAUGUCCCACGCAGCAGUGAAUGCUCUUUGCAGGGCGAUAAAGCUCCAGUGUGAGCUCUACUCCUCUCGGCAGGUUGCCAUUUGUCUUGAUCCAUACUGCGGACUUGGCUUUACGCUCUGGUGCCUUUGCAGCGUGUAUUCUGGUCACCAGUCCAUCUUAAUUCCUCCUAUGGAGUUGGAAUCCAAUCUUUUCCUCUGGCUUUCCACUGUCAGUCAGUACAAAAUAAGGGACACUUUCUGUUCCUAUUCAGUCAUGGAGUUGUGCACAAAGGGACUUGGAAAUCAGGUCGAAAUGUUAAAGGCAAGAGGAAUUAAUCUGUCCUGUGUCCGGACCUGUGUGGUUGUUGCAGAAGAGCGGCCACGAAUUUCUCUCACUCAGUCCUUCUCCAAGCUUUUCAAAGACAUUGGCCUGUCAUCUCGUGCUGUGAGCACCACCUUUGGGUCAAGAGUCAACGUAGCUAUCUGUUUACAGGGAACAUCUGGGCCUGACCCUACCACAGUGUAUGUAGAUCUGAAAUCCUUAAGACAUGACAGAGUGCGUUUGGUAGAGAGGGGAGCUCCACAGAGCCUGCUGCUUUCAGAAUCUGGGAAGGUAAUUUCACAUCCCCUUCCUAAUGGCUUGGCACACAGAGCAUGUGAUCAAGUGUGUUUGUCCUUCAGAAAUGUUUUAUAUGUGAACUUCCUCUCGCUACGUACCCCUCGCACCAGCUCGCGCCCUGCAUCGCCUCUCGCGUACGUACCCAUCUACCAGCCCGUCUCGCCCUGCAUCGCCUCUCGCGUACGUACCCCUCGUACCAGCCCGUCUCGUCCUGCAUCGCCUCUCGCGUACGUACCCCUCACACCAGCCGUCUCGCCUGGCAUCGCCCUCUCGCCUCGUUUCGCCCUGCAUCGCCUCUCGCGUACGUACUCCUCGCACCAGCUCGUGACGCCCUGCAUCACCUCUCGCGUACGAACCCCUCGCACCAGCUCAUUUUGCCCUGCAUCGCCUCUCGCGUACAUACCCCUCGCACCACCCCGUCUCGCCCUGCAUCGCCUCUCGCCUCCUGUCGCCCUGUAUCGCCACUCGCGUAUGUACCCCUCGCACCAGCCCUUCUCGCUCUGCAUCGCCUCUCGCGUACGUACCCCUAGCACCAGCUCCUGUCGCCCUGCAUCGCCUCUCGCGUACGUACCCCUCGCACCAGCUCGUUUCGCCCUGCAUAGCCUCUCGCCCCGUCUCGCCCUGCAUCGCCUCACGCGUACGUACGCCUCGCACCAGCUCCUGUCGCCCUGCAUCGCCUCACGCCCUCUCGCGUACGUACCUCUCACACCAGCCCUUCUCGCCCUGCAUCGCCUCUCGCGUACGUACCCCUCGCACCAGCCCGUCUUGCCCUGCAUCGCCUCUCGCCUCCUGUCGCCCUGCAUCGCCUCACGCGUACGUACCCCUCGCACCAGCCCGUCGCGCCCUGCAUUGCCUCUCGCGUACGAACCCCUCGCACCAGCUCAUUUUGCCCUGCAUCGCCUCUCGCGUACGUACCCCUCGCACCACCCCAUCUCGCCCUGCAUCGCCUCUCGCCUCCUGUCGCCCUGCAUCGCCUCACGCCUACGUACCGCUCGCACCAGCCCGUCUCGCCCUGCAUCGCCUGACGCGUACGUACCCCUCGCACCAGCCCGCGACGCUCUGCAUCGCCUCACGCGUACGUACCCCUCGCACCAACCCAUCUCGCCCUGCAUUGCCUCACGCCCCGUGUCGCCCUGCAUCGCCUCACGUGUACGUACCCCUCGCCCCAGCCCGUCUCGCCCUGCAUCGCCUCCCACGUACGUACCCCUCGCACCAGCCCGUCUCGCCCUGCAUCGCUUCACGCCUUUUGACGCCCUGCAUCGCCUCUCACGUAUGUACUCCUCGCACCAGCGUGUGACGCCCUGCAUCACCUAUGGCGUACGUACUCCUCGCGCCAGCAUGUGA
This is a messenger RNA of Dermochelys coriacea (leatherback sea turtle), 5569 nucleotides long. RefSeq names its product disco interacting protein 2 homolog B (gene DIP2B). The record is from RefSeq and is a predicted model, not a curated record. NCBI's taxonomy places the organism in Eukaryota, Metazoa, Chordata, Testudines, Dermochelyidae. The transcript is spliced from 43 exons. The coding region runs from base 137 to 5569 and encodes 1810 amino acids.